AUGGUAAAUGUGCAGUGCUCAGGGGUGACGGUCAAGGGUCUUCGAUGCAAGCUGUUUGUGUCUCAGGAGGUGCAAUAUUGUCAUUAUCACAAGAAUCAACAACUGAGGAAUGUCGAUCAUCAGCAUGUUAAAAAAUUUCAGAGGUCAAGAACAACACCUGCUUCAUCAAAUCCCCAAAAGAGGCAAGAGAGGGUAGAAGCUCAGAAAGGUUUUAUAUAUGUCUAUACCUUACAGCACUUAGCAACACCAAGACCCAAAAAGAAAGACUGGUUACAAGUGAAUAAAUUGGAGAAAUCUGAAGCCAAAGAACGCAGUUGGAAAGUGUUCAAUCCUAAAAAGCAUAUCUUGAUAAAGAUUGGAUUGACAACUGGGACUGUUGAUAAAAGGCUCAAACAAUGGGAAUCCAAAUGCAACCACUCGUUAACAUACCUAAAUCCAUACACAAACUAUGAAACAACUAAUUCGUUAAAAGCAUUAUUCAAAAACCUUAGAAUCAAAUCAACUGGUAGUCCAUUAAGAUUCUAUAAAGAAGAGGGACACGGCUUUUAUACAAUCAAAAACCUUGCAAAGAUUGAACGUGAAAUACACAAUAGACUAUGGAAAUCCUUUGGAAGGGGUGAUAUGGUUUGUCAUGGUUGUUCACAAGAUAAAGGUUAUGGUAUUCAUAUUGAAUGGUUUAUGUUGGAGAGAAAAAAUUUGAAAAAAUGUUUCGAACUGAUAGAUGAUGUCUGUUCAGCUUAUGGUCAAUGA
Hansenula ciferrii is the source of this 750-nucleotide messenger RNA. RefSeq lists its product as uncharacterized. The coding region runs from base 1 to 750 and encodes 249 amino acids. NCBI's taxonomy places the organism in Eukaryota, Fungi, Ascomycota, Saccharomycetes, Phaffomycetales, Wickerhamomycetaceae. The record is from RefSeq and is a predicted model, not a curated record. The transcript has a single exon.